AAAAUCAUCCUUUCAUAGACCGUAGCCAGCCAAACGAAUGACGAAUGGCGGAUGCUUAACAGAAUUAGCUGAUAUUCGCAAAAAUCUCAAAAGUUGUGUACAACCACUUGUGUAUCAGCAAAUAAUUGUGUUUUAUAGCAAUAUGACUCAGAAAUUGAAUCACUUUUAGAAAUAUUCAUUCAUGAACACCGUCUUUUUCUUCAAGAUAACUAAGCAAAGAUAAGCUCGAAAAGGAAAAAGUCAGUUUGCCUUAUCAGGAUCCUUGGAUAACUACACUUACGAUUGUUCUCGACUGGAAUUGUCUAGGUGCUUGUACAGGAAUUUUGACCGGAUUUCGAGCCGACUGAGUCGGUGAAAAUUGCUUCAGCUUAGCUUCAAAAACAGUGACAAAUAAGCUGAUAUAUUCGACUGGCUGCUUCUCUAAUCCUUAAUGUUAAAAGGCUUUUCUUGUUAUUUGUGUUAUCCAAGUUACGAUAAUAUUUAAAGUAGCAAUUUACUGCAUUUUUAUUUUGUGAUUUGCCAUAAACUUUAACAUGGAUAAGAAAUCGAAAAAAGGCGGACCAAAAAAGCCUGAUGUGCCUGAUCGUCCUGAUCGCGAGUCUCAAGAUUUGCGAGAAUCCCAAAAUCCACAAAAUUUACCCGAAGGGACGCCAAUUCUGAAUAUAGGAAGAGCUGAUCUCGAUCCAUUUGCUGGUGAAGCUGGAACUGGGAUGAUUUUUGAUCCAAAUGAUCCUCGACAUUUCACUAUACCAAACGUUCCUGGUGGACCUCCUAAUUUCAGACCACCGCCUUCCGGUAUGGUUCAUCCACCACCUCCGGGUGCACGUUUCGACCCAUUCGGUCCUGGUGGUAAUCCUGGACGUGCCUUUAGAGGUCCCAGGCCUGGACCCACACCCGGUCCUGGACAGGGUUCACCUGAUCCUGAUCAUAUGAGAUCUUGGAAUUAUGAUGGUUCACCGAUGUAAAGCAGGCGCUAUCCAAUAUUAUUUUUCCAAUUUGUUACAUUUUUCAAGAGCAAUUGUCAUUCCCCUAAAACACUGUAAAUUUAACUUGAAAAAUUUCAGUCAUUUUGUGUUUAUUUUUAUCACACACUCGUCCGAUUUUAUCGAUAUAAACUUGAUUUCAAUAAUA
This is a messenger RNA of Tetranychus urticae (two-spotted spider mite), 1131 nucleotides long. The record is from RefSeq and is a predicted model, not a curated record. Lineage: Eukaryota; Metazoa; Arthropoda; Arachnida; Trombidiformes; Tetranychidae.